AUGACCGUCUUAGAACAUCAACCUUAUUCCUAUCAGUCCACCUCCAGUAUCCGCAGCCUUAUUCCUAUCAGUCCACCUCCAGUAUCCACAGCCUUAUUCCUAUCAGUCCACCUCCAGUAUCCGCAGUCUUAUUCCUAUCAGUCCACCUCCAGUAUCCGCAGCCUUAUUCCUAUCAGUCCACCUCCAGUAUCCACAGCCUUAUUCCUAUCAGUCCACCUCCAGUAUCCGCAGCCUUAUUCCUAUCAGUCCACCUCCAGUAUCCACAGUGUUAUUCCUAUCAGUCCACCUCCAGUAUCCACAGCCUUAUUCCUAUCAGUCCACCUCCAGUAUCCGCAGCCUUAUUCCUAUCAGUCCACCUCCAGUAUCCGCAGCCUUAUUCCUAUCAGUCCACCUCCAGUAUCCGCAACCUUAUUCCUAUCAGUCCACCUCCAGUAUCCACAGCCUUAUUCCUAUCAGUCCACCUCCAGUAUCCGCAACCUUAUUCCUAUCAGUCCACCUCCAUCCACCUCCAGUAUCCACAGCCUUAUUCCUAUCACAGUCCACCUCCAGUAUCCGCAGCCUUAUUCCUAUCACAGUCCACCUCCAGUAUCCGCAGCCUUAUUCCUAUCAGUCCACCUCCAGUAUCCACAGCCUUAUUCCUAUCAGUCCACCUCCAGUAUUCACAGUGUUAUUCCUAUCAGUCCACCUCCAGUAUCCGCAGCCUUAUUCCUAUCAGUCCACCUCCAGUAUCCACAGUGUUAUUCCUAUCAGUCCACCUCCAGUAUCCGCAGCCUUAUUCCUAUCACAGUCCACCUCCAGUAUUCACAGCCUUAUUCCUAUCAGUCCACCUCCAGUAUCCACAACCUUAUUCCUAUCAGUCCACCUCCAGUAUCCACAGUGUUAUUCCUAUCAGUCCACCUCCAGUAUCCGUAG
Ostrea edulis (European flat oyster) is the source of this 912-nucleotide messenger RNA. RefSeq lists its product as uncharacterized. The transcript has 2 exons. The record is from RefSeq and is a predicted model, not a curated record. Lineage: Eukaryota; Metazoa; Mollusca; Bivalvia; Ostreida; Ostreidae. Bases 1 to 912 code for a protein of 303 amino acids.